Messenger RNA from Diorhabda sublineata, 4164 nucleotides. RefSeq names its product protein trapped in endoderm-1-like. The record is from RefSeq and is a predicted model, not a curated record. Bases 180 to 1214 code for a protein of 344 amino acids. Gene Ontology annotation, biological process: G protein-coupled receptor signaling pathway. Gene Ontology annotation, molecular function: G protein-coupled receptor activity. The transcript has 5 exons. Lineage: Eukaryota; Metazoa; Arthropoda; Insecta; Coleoptera; Chrysomelidae. Gene Ontology annotation, cellular component: membrane.
AUCUUCAGUCACAGGAAUUGUAAUGGUUAUAAUCGUGACCCAACCCGCAGUGAGACUUUGAACAUUCGGAGUAAUGCAUGAUGUUAUGUUUACCUCAAAACUUGUUACUUUCGUUUCGUGUCUCAGGUUUUGGUGAUCCCUGUGUAUUAUUAUCUACAGUUUUCACUACAUAUUAAACAAUGUCGAAUUACUAUUACAAUGACAGUGCUACUACCAAUGUUAUUAAAUAUUCAAGGGAAGCGACUAUUUUGGCGGCAUGCUGUGCAAUUAUUUUUUGUGUUAUCGGCGUUAUCGGUAAUCUGGUGACAAUAAUAGCUCUAAUAAGAUGUCCAAAAUUAAGAAUCCACGCUACAACUGCAUUCGUCUUAUCUCUUUGCAGCUCCGAUUUGAUAUUCUGUUUAGUUAAUCUACCUCUUACUGCCGCAAGGUACAUCUAUCAAGCAUGGGUUUUCGGAAACGCUCUGUGUAAACUAUUUCCGGUGUUGUUUUAUGGAAAUGUUGCCGUUUCCGUGCUAAAUAUGGUAGCAAUUACCUUAAAUAGAUACGUGCUUAUAUCUUGCCAACAAUACUACAAUCGACUGUAUUCCAAAGUAUCUAUAUGGAUCCAACUACUGUUUAUUUGGGGAAUCGCGUUCCUUCUUAUGAUGCCACCGCUGAUAGGAAUAUGGGGACAACUAGGCUUAAAUCCCUCUACAUUUUCCUGUACCAUAUUGAGUAAAAAUGGAAAAUCUCCGAAAAAAACCAUAUUUUUGAUUGGAUUUAUUCUACCAUGUGUUGUAAUAAUUCUAGCUUAUUCAUGUAUAUACUAUAGCGUUCGAAAAUCGAGAAAAAAACUUAGAUCGCAUCGCCCAAUCACAGAAAAGAGGAGUUCCCGCCGAGAACGAGAUGACAGUCGCUUGACAAAAUUGAUGGCCAUUAUAUUCCUUUGCUUCCUAAUAUGCUUCUUGCCACUGAUGUUAGUAAACGUUUUGGAUGACGUGACUAUCAUGUUUCCAACAAUCCACGUGUUAGCAUCUAUAGCCACUUGGGCUUCUAGUGUAAUAAAUCCUUUUAUUUAUGCAGCUAGCAACAGACAGUAUCGUUCCGCUUAUUCGAAAUUAUUCAGAAUCGUUAAAUCUAGUGUAGUUUUUUCUGAUUCCAAACAUAAUUCUAACUUGAAGCUUGAUAAAAAUUCGGUUACCUACAAACCUAGUGGCAGCGUCACACAUUCCUGAACUAUAAACCUUUUAGCGAUUCAAUACAGAUACUCCAUAUUUAUUUUUCAAAAUAAGAUGCUAAUAGACUGGUAUUAUUAUUUAGAUAUUUAAAAAUGUUUGUUUUGUACAAUUUAUUUACGGAAAAGUUUCAGCAUGGCCAAAGAAAUGAUGAACAUCUAGUAGCAUACUUCUAACAGAAAACAAGAUAAACAUCUUCAUAAAUAUAAUUGAAGAUAACUACCUACAUUAGUAGUGAAAGAUAUUGUUAUUGUAAGGAAGUACACUGGUGCAUUUACAUCUAAAUAUGUUAUUUUGUUGCAUAUCUUAGAUUUCAAUGUUGUUUGAUUGUAAAAAUGUAAUAAUCAUCAAUAUUGUUCUCUAAAAUAUAUUAUUUGUACACAAUGCAAACUGACAGAUUGCAAUUUUCAUUAUUGCUUUUUGUUUAAUUUUCCUGUAAUCAGAAAGUAAUAAAAAACGCCUCGUUCAUUCAGGUAGUGAAAUCGUUUCUAUAGGAAUAAGAUUGAUUCUAUUGAAAAUGUUAACCUUAUUACCUUAUUUGUUUUUUGGCAAUCAAUGAAAAAUAACUUGAUCAAUAUAAUUUAUUUGGAUGUCAUUAUAUGCGAUAAGGUACUGAAAUUUAUGUAAAUGUAAAUUUAGUAAAGUAGAUUAAAUAAAGAAACUUACGAGUAUUGCUUGAAAAAGAUUGAUUUCAUUAUUGAAUAAAAAGAUAUUUUGAGUUAGUCAAAUAUAUUUAUGAAUUACACAUUUGAAUCUCACUCUAUUCUUAUUUUUUUAUUAUUCACUACAGUUUCUUUUUAAAUAUUGGACAAGAAAAAACUAAAGAUAUAUUAAUAGUAUCACUUACAGCUAUAAAUUAGUAUGUAUACUCAUUUGACUAAUCUAAAUUAGGCAAGCUAUUAUUUAUUAUAACUAGAAUAGUUUUAAAUUUUUAAAUAUCAUAUUUGAUAUGUUGGUUUUGGACAGAGAGAACUUGAUAGAAAUUGAAUAUUUGGAUGUGUGGUAUAUAAUUACCGUACAUUUCCAAGUUUUCGAUAAUAAUUUAUUAUGGAUACUGGAAUCCAAAUAUGUAAGGAUUUAUCCAUUGACUUGACAAAAAUAUGACGUAACAUUUCGAUAACAAUUGAAACUUCACUUAAUCAAAAAUGGCUGCUUUAGUGCAUGUGGCAACUAUCGCUCAACAUUUUUGUUCUACGACCACGUUUGCUGUGCAACUUGCAUCUACAUAAAGUUUGAUGUGAGAUGAAUUAUCUUUCCUUUUCCUUUAUCAUACGCAGAAGACAUAAUGUAAGAAUAGCAUUUACCCUGUGGUCGCAAAUUAUUAUUUAUUCAUUUAUUUCUGAUUUGAAUCAAAUUGAUAUAGAGAAGGAAGUUUGAUAUGAUAUAAAUAAUCCUACUCAUUCAAUAGAAUAUAAAAACACAGAUGAAAACAACAUAAUGUGUAAAAGCUAUUAGAAACAGUAAUAAAAAAAAAUUUAAAAAUUAAUAUGAAGAUAAAUAUUUACGCAAAAGUAAUUAAACGAUUCUUUCUUUUUCAAACCUUGGUAGAAGAUUAAUAAAUAUUAUUUACUUUUUCUUGAGUACUUAACUCCACUUAUUAAAUUCUCUUCAUUUGAUGAAUUUAUAAGUGGAAAAGACUUUGUUAUAUAUUUUAAUUUUAACACAUCCAAUGAUGGAUAAUUUACAAUACCAUUGAUAAUAUCAGCUUUAUUCAGGCUACACAUUUUACAUCGGUGAUCAGCGACAAAUUUGUAAUUUAUUUUAUUUAAGUAAAUAUUUCCUCUUUUUAUUAGCUUAACGUAGCUGUAUUAUUAAUCAAGUUUAUUAAUAUGAACAUUAGGAAAUAACAAUCAAUAGACUGAUAAUUAUACGUAUAUAUGAGAUUAAAACCACUAUUUAAAACAAACUCUAUAUCUUUACUUAGGCAGUUUUUUACGAAACUUUAAAUCGCUCAUAGUGACUAGUUAUUCAAGAAUAUUUAUUAGAUUGCUAAGUAUGAUCAAUAUGUUUAUGAGAGAUAAUUAAGAAAUUAAAGAGAUCGCGUAUGCCAAGACUUCUCCCAAAGUAAACUUAUUGUUAUUAUAAGAUAUUGCCUUAUGUCCCUAGUAUUAGUUUUAUCCAAGAGUAUAGCAUAAUAUACCUGAAAAUUAAUAAGAUACUGUUUCAGAUGUUAAUUAAUCAUUUGUGCCAUGACUAUCUUAAAAUCAUAAGCCUUCACAGUUAGCUAGUCUGUUUUGCCAGGAAAAACCAAAUACCUACAUUUAUGGUAUACGAUAAUAUUGUAUCACUGUAGUAUUCACACAUACGGUUUUACAUUCAAUAUUCCUUAGCCAUAAUUAGGUGCUUCUCUCUUUUGCUUUAAAUGGAAAUUAUAAAAUGUUGUAGACCUUCAAGAAUGGGAAUACAUAUUUUAAAUUAUGGAACGAAUACUCUUGUAACAAAAGGUUAUUUGGAAAGUAAAAUCAUGACAUGAAAUGCUGUCUUUUCAACGUAUUCCAAUGUAAAUAUUUAGUUUAGUGUAUUUUUUUAAAAUAGGAAAUGACAAAAUGAUAUAUGUUUACCAUUGUAGUUUUGAGUUAGAUGUAAAAAAACCCUAGACCAAAAUAGUUAUUGGUGUGUUGAGCUUUGUAAGAAUAUUUUAAUAACCAAGAAAUCCCGGCUGAAAUUUUUUAAAUUUUGUCUAAAUUUGUUUAAUAAUAAUGUAGUUCAACAAGCAUUUGUUGAUUUCCAUAUUUGCAUUCAAAAUUGUUCACUUGAUUUAGUGACUAUAAUUUUUUUAUAAACACAAAUUUUUCAAUAUUUGUUCAGUUUUUUUGUAUAUGACAGUUGAAAUUUGUGAUCCUAUCACAUUUAUUAUAACUAGUGUGAUAUAUUUGUAGUUACCAACAUUUUUUUUUGUUGUGUCAAUUUUUGUACCAGUGAAAAUUAAAAUAAAAGUAUAUGAAUUUUA